Elephantulus edwardii (Cape elephant shrew) is the source of this 1784-nucleotide messenger RNA. It is a transcript of the gene PPP2R5B, whose product is annotated as protein phosphatase 2, regulatory subunit B', beta. NCBI's taxonomy places the organism in Eukaryota, Metazoa, Chordata, Mammalia, Macroscelidea, Macroscelididae. Gene Ontology annotation, molecular function: protein phosphatase activator activity. Gene Ontology annotation, cellular component: cytosol; protein phosphatase type 2A complex; nucleus. The transcript has 14 exons. The record is from RefSeq and is a predicted model, not a curated record. The coding region runs from base 291 to 1784 and encodes 497 amino acids. Gene Ontology annotation, biological process: protein dephosphorylation; signal transduction.
GGGGCUUGGGGCCCACAGUCUGGGUUUCUGAGAAAGCCAAGUGGGAACCCUAACAGCAUUCUGUGGGAUCCCCCAGGAAGGACCUGAGGCCUGAGCCGACCUCUUCUCUAGCCUGCCUGCCCCCCCAGGACUGGGCAGCUGCCAGAGGCCCUGGGGGGGGCCCAGCACUGUGGUCGUGGCCCCCCCCACUGCAGGAUGGGUCCCACUUAGUGAGCCUGGCCUCACCCUGCAUCCUCCAGGCCCUGAGGGACCCCUGGGGGCUCUCAAGCCUUGACCUCUGCCUGGCCACCAUGGAGACGAAGCUGCCCCCUGCGAGCACCCCCACCAGCCCCUCAUCCCCAGGGCUGUCGCCUGUGCCCCCUCCGGACAAGGUGGACGGUUUCUCCCGGCGCUCCCUGCGCAGGGCCCGGCCCCGGCGCUCCCACAGCUCCUCACAGUUCCGAUAUCAGAGCAACCAGCAAGAGCUGACACCGCUGCCCCUGCUCAAAGAUGUGCCAGCCUCGGAGCUGCAUGAACUGCUGAGCCGCAAGCUGGCCCAGUGCGGGGUGGUGUUUGACUUCCUGGACUGCGUGGCUGACCUGAAGGGGAAGGAGGUGAAGCGGGCGGCCCUCAAUGAGCUGGUGGAGUGUGUGGGGAGCACACGGGGUGUCCUCAUUGAGCCUGUGUACCCAGACAUCAUCCGCAUGAUCUCAGUGAACAUCUUCCGGACCUUGCCGCCCAGUGAGAACCCUGAGUUUGAUCCCGAAGAGGAUGAGCCCAACCUUGAGCCUUCGUGGCCACACCUGCAGCUGGUCUAUGAGUUCUUCCUGCGUUUCUUGGAGAGUCCCGAUUUCCAGCCCUCCGUGGCCAAGAGAUACGUGGAUCAGAAGUUUGUCCUGAUGCUCCUGGAGCUGUUUGAUAGUGAGGACCCCCGGGAGCGCGAGUACCUCAAGACCAUCCUGCACCGGGUCUAUGGCAAAUUUCUGGGGCUGCGGGCCUACAUCCGCAAGCAGUGUAACCACAUCUUCCUUCGGUUCAUCUAUGAGCUCGAGCACUUCAAUGGCGUGGCCGAGCUGCUGGAGAUUCUGGGAAGUAUCAUCAACGGAUUUGCGUUGCCACUGAAGACCGAGCACAAGCAGUUCCUGGUCCGCGUCCUGAUCCCCCUGCACUCCGUCAAGUCACUGUCUGUCUUUCAUGCCCAGCUGGCCUACUGUGUGGUUCAGUUCCUGGAGAAGGAUGCCACCCUGACAGAGCAUGUGAUCCGGGGGCUGCUCAAGUACUGGCCCAAAACCUGCACCCAGAAGGAGGUGAUGUUUCUGGGGGAGAUGGAAGAGAUUCUUGACGUAAUUGAGCCCUCCCAGUUCGUGAAGAUCCAGGAGCCCCUCUUCAAGCAGGUGGCUCGCUGUGUCUCCAGCCCCCAUUUCCAGGUUGCAGAGCGGGCUCUGUACUUCUGGAACAACGAGUAUAUCCUGAGCCUCAUUGAGGACAACUGCCACACUGUGCUGCCUGCUGUGUUUGGGACCCUCUACCAGGUGUCCAAGGAGCACUGGAAUCAAACCAUCGUCUCCCUAAUCUACAAUGUGCUCAAGACCUUCAUGGAGAUGAAUGGGAAGCUGUUUGAUGAGCUCACCGCCUCCUACAAGCUGGAGAAGCAGCAGGAACAGCAGAAGGCCCGGGAACGUCAGGAACUGUGGCAAGGGCUGGAGGAGCUACGGCUGCGCCGGCUACAGGGAACCCAAGGCGCCAGGGAGGCUGCUCUCCAGCGGCUUGCACCCCAGGUGGCCGCCAGUGGGGGACAGAGCUAG